UGACGACGUUGCCGUUGCGUAUUUGCAAGCAAUUUCAUGUAAAAAUAGGAAAGUACUCCUGUUUUUGUUCUUUACUAUUUAUAUCGGUUCUUCUAAAUCCAAGCUUUGAUCGCCUUCCCCGGAAUCUCUCCUCCUCUUCCUCUGCCUCCAUGGGAGCGGACGGCUCCCCCUACGCCCACUCCUUCGCCGCCAAUGGCUCCGCCCUUGAGGCUCCUGGCGGCGGUGGCGGCGCCCUCGCCGAUGCCGGCGCCGCCUUCGUCCUCGAGUCCAAAGGCACCUGGUGGCACGCCGGCUUCCACCUCACGACGGCCAUCGUGGGCCCGACGAUCCUGACGCUGCCCUACGCGUUCCGGGGCCUCGGAUGGGGUCUCGGGUUGGCGUCGCUGACGGCCGUCGGCGCCGUCACCUUCUAUGCGUACGUCCUCAUGUCCAGGGUCCUCGACCACUGCGAGAAGCAGGGCCGGCGGCACAUCCGAUUCCGAGAGCUCGCCGCCGACGUCUUGGGGUUCGGCUGGAUAUUCUACCUCGUAGUCUUCUUUCAGGCGGCCAUCAACACUGGAAUAAGCAUCGGAUGCAUCUUGCUUUCAGGGGAAUGCCUCAAGAUCAUGUAUUCCAGUCUAUUUCCUAAUGGUCCCAUGAGGCUGUAUCACUUUAUCAUCAUGGUGACGGUGGUGUUGAUACUUCUUUCUCAGCUGCCAUCUUUCCAUUCCCUUCGGCAUUUCAAUCUAGCCUCACUGUUUUUAAGCUUGGCAUACAGUGCUCUUGUCACAGGGGGCUGUAUCUAUGCAGGUUACUCUAAGAAUGCUCCUGCAAAGGAUUAUUCCUUGGACUCAACAAGUAUACAUCGUACCUAUAAUGCCUUCACAUCCAUCUCCAUUUUGGCUUCUCUUUAUGGAAAUGGAAUAUUACCAGAAAUUCAGGCUACCUUGGCACCACCAGCCACUGGGAAGAUGGUGAAAGGCCUUGUGUUGUGCUACAUGGUGGCUGUCUUAGCAUUCUACUCAGCUGCGGUGUCUGGUUACUGGGCAUUCGGAAACAAAGUAAGCUCCAAUGUUCUUAACAGCUUAUUGCCAGACUCAGGACCUUCCUUGGCCCCUAUAUGGCUACUUGGCCUCGGGGUCAUCUUUGUGCUCCUUCAGUUAUUUGCUAUCGGAUUGGUCUACUCUCAAGUUGCUUUUGAGAUCAUGGAGAAGAACUCAGCUGACACGAGGCAAAGCAGGUUCUCUAAAAGAAACCUUGUGCCUCGGUUGAUCCUCAGAACUCUCUACAUGGUCUUUUGUGCUUUCAUGGCUGCAAUGCUCCCAUUCUUCGGCGACAUCGUAGCUGUUGUAGGAGCGAUCGGCUUCAUUCCUCUCGAUUUCAUACUCCCCAUGCUUCUGUACAACAUCACAAUUGGCACUUCAAAACGCUCCGCAAUCCACUGGCUCAACAUCUUAAUCAUGAUCGUCUUCACUGGAGUUGGCAUCAUGGGUGCAUUCGCUUCGAUCAGGAAGAUGAUCCUCGAUGCCGAUCAGUUCAAGCUAUUCAGUGAUAAUGUGGUGAAUUGAUGAAAAAGAACAUUCAAACGUGUAUUUGCAACUCUACAAUCAAAUAUAUUCCGAAGGAAUCAUUUCUUUCA
Molecule: messenger RNA, 1618 nt
Organism: Zingiber officinale
Lineage: Eukaryota; Viridiplantae; Streptophyta; Magnoliopsida; Zingiberales; Zingiberaceae
Product: probable GABA transporter 2
Exons: 7
Coding region: 150-1547 (465 amino acids)
Cellular component (GO): plasma membrane
Source: RefSeq, a predicted model, not a curated record